AUGGGGCGAAAAUACUACUGUGAUUACUGUGAUAAAAGAAUACAAAACGAUUACAGAAUCAUCAAACAACACAAUGUAGGUCUCCCGCAUCUUCGAGCCAAGGCAGAGUACUUUCAGCAAUUUAAAGAUAUAGAGCAAAUUCUUGAAGAAGCUAAACAUAAACCACCAUGCCGUUCGUUGAAAGACGACAGCGAAUGCACAUUUGGAGUAUUUUGUCGGUAUCGCCAUUACACGCCGGAACAGAUGAGGGAAAUGGAAGAACUUGUUAAACACACACACUUCAUUCGUCAAAAACGAUCAGAACGCCUACGCAAAUACAUGCGCAACGUUAACGCUCGCACAGAACUAUUCGUUCAAAAACGGUUCGAUCGGCCUGCGGGUGAAAAAUUGCCACCUUCCUUUCAUUUACCUGCACAAUUUCCAUACUCAGUACAACCUAUAGUUCCAUAG
Molecule: messenger RNA, 450 nt
Organism: Anopheles marshallii
Lineage: Eukaryota; Metazoa; Arthropoda; Insecta; Diptera; Culicidae
Product: zinc finger matrin-type protein 5
Exons: 3
Coding region: 1-450 (149 amino acids)
Cellular component (GO): U12-type spliceosomal complex
Molecular function (GO): zinc ion binding
Source: RefSeq, a predicted model, not a curated record